Mauremys reevesii (Reeves's turtle) is the source of this 3071-nucleotide messenger RNA. RefSeq names its product retroviral integration site protein Fli-1 homolog. Gene Ontology annotation, molecular function: DNA-binding transcription factor activity, RNA polymerase II-specific; sequence-specific DNA binding. The transcript is spliced from 9 exons. The coding region runs from base 371 to 1627 and encodes 418 amino acids. The record is from RefSeq and is a predicted model, not a curated record. Lineage: Eukaryota; Metazoa; Chordata; Testudines; Geoemydidae. Gene Ontology annotation, cellular component: nucleus. Gene Ontology annotation, biological process: cell differentiation; regulation of transcription by RNA polymerase II.
ACCCAAACCAAACCGCCCCAGAGAGAGACACCCACGGCGCUGCUCAGCCAGAGCCCCGCACAGGCACACGCCUCCCCCUGCCCCUGUUCCCAGGAGCGUGUGGGAAGUGGGUCAGGAUCGGGGAGAGCCUGCAUCCCGAAGGGGGGAAGUGGGGGGCUCGCCCCCUCCAUGGAACAUGGGGGUGCCAUGGGGCACCUAUGGAUGGUCCCCCCAAAGCAAGGCAGAAAGGAUCUCAGGCCAGGAUGGAAAUGGGGGGACCAGUGCCCCCAACAUGGAGAUUCUGGGGUGCAACCUUGCUUAACAGGAGGCACUUUCUGUGGUGAGUGAGGACCAGUCCAUAUUCGACCCCCCCUACGGCCCUCCCCACCUCAUGAAGACAGAGGUGCCCCCUGCCGAGGAGUACAACGGCAAGGAGAGGCCGGCGCUGGGGGAGCCGGACUGGUCCAGUCAGACCAGCAGGGGGCACUCUGUGAAGAGGGAGAAUGAGAAUGUCAACUGCUCCAGACAGUCCCCCGUGGACUGCAGUGUAUCCAGACGCAGCAAAUCCGGGAGCGACCCACACCCCAUCCCCUACCCAGCCAGCUACAGCGACCAGCGGAGCAGCCCCCCAGCCAACCCCCCCAGCGAGGAGAAGAGGGUUAUCGUCCCAGCAGACCCUGGUGUGUGGACCCAGGACCACGUGCGCCAGUGGCUGGACUGGGCGGUGAAGGAGUACGGGCUGGAGGAGGUGGACGUGGGCCUGUUCCAGCACGUGGACGGCAAGGAGCUGUGCAAGAUGGGCAAGGAGGAUUUCCUGCGCCUCACCUCACCCUACAACGCCGACGUGCUGCUGUCCCACCUGGCCUACCUGCGGCAGAGCAGCCCGACCUUCACCUACCCGGCUGCCCCAGCUGUGACCCCCCAGCCUCCCGCGCCCCCACCACGUGUGCAAGUGAAAACAGAGUCCCCCUAUGAGGAAAUCAGGCGAAGCAGCUGGAGCGGCUCCCUCAGCGGAGGCCCCAAAGGGUCCCCCCCCCAGAUCCAGGGGGUGAAUCGGACGAGUGACUCCCCACGGAUCGUAACAGAUCCAUACCAGGUCCUGGGACCCACCAGCAGCCGCUUGGCAAACCCAGGCAGCGGCCAGAUCCAGCUGUGGCAGUUCCUGCUGGAGCUGCUGUCGGACAGCAGCAACGCCGGGUGCAUCACGUGGGAGGGCACCAACGGGGAGUUCAAGAUGACGGACCCGGACGAGGUCGCCCGGCGCUGGGGCGAGCGCAAGAGCAAGCCCAACAUGAACUAUGACAAGCUGAGCCGGGCCCUGCGCUAUUACUACGACAAGAGCAUCAUGACCAAGGUGCACGGGAAACGUUACGCCUACAAGUUCGACUUCCAGGGCAUCAGCCAGGCCCAGCAGAACCACCCGGGCGAGGGGCCCCUCUACAAGUACCACCCGGCCGACCUGUCCUACCUGCCUUCCUACCACCAGCAGAAGGUGGGCUUUGGCCUCAGCCACGCCGCCCAGCUGCCCGUCUCCUCCGCCGGCUUCUUCGGGGCCCCCUCGCCCUACUGGAACGCCGGCUCCGGGAACCUCUACCAGAGCUCGCCCGUGCCCCGGCCCGCUGCCGGCCACCUGAACUCCUUCUAUUAGCCACAGGGGGCACCCAGCCUGCUGGCGGCCACCUGAACUCCUUCUACUAGCCAUGGGGGGUGCCCGGCCCGCCGCCGGCCACAUGAACUCCUUCUAUUAGCCACGGGGGGCGCCUGGCCUGCUGGUGGCCACCUGAACUCCUUCUACCAGCCACAGGGGGCGCCCGGCCUGCUGGCGGCCACCUGGACUCCUUCUACUAGCCGUGGGGGGUGCCUGGCCUGCCAGCGGCCACCUGGACUCCUUCUACUAGCCAUGGGGGCACUUGGCCUCCCGCCGGCCACCUGAACUCCUUCUACUAGCCCUGGGGGGUGCUUGGCCCACUGCUGGCCACCUAAACUCCUUCUGCUAGCCACAGCAGGCACUUGGCCCGCUGCUGGCCACCUGAACCCCUUCUGCUAGCCACAGGGGGCGCUUGGCCUGCUGCUGGCCACCUGAACCCCUUCUGCUAGCCACAGGGGGCGCUUGGCCUGCUGCUGGCCACCUGAACCCCUUCUGUUAGCCACAGGGGUGCCCCAGCCUGCCAGCAGCCACCUGAACUCCUUCUACUAGCUAUGGGGAGGAAGGGGGUGCCACAGCACAUAGGGGCUCCCUAAACACCUACUAGCCACAGGUGGGAUCCCCCCAAACAUGGAGAGCCAUGUGGGAUCCUUCUGCUGCCUGUCCCCAGCCCUGUUGCUGCCUCCAGCCCAACCAGUGCCUGGAAAGACCGCUCCUCCCUUCCCCCGAUAGUGAGGUGCCCCCCCACCUGAGGUUUUUGGGGGGCCAGGGGCUCCCCAUUCUGGCUAGACUCCUUGUGCUCUGGACUGGGCAGGGCCCUGGGGGACAGCCCAUAGGGUGCAGGGUUUUUUAACCUGCAGUUGUCCCUCCCAGAAGGCAGAAGACCCCCCCACCCCCAAUCCUGCCUUGAGCCGAUGCCUCCCCUCCCAGCGUGGCUCCCACAACAGGUGCUCGUUAAACACUGUGGGACGCCUGUUGGGGGGUGGGGCAGGCGGGUGGGCUGAGACACCUUUUGGGUGAGGCUGCUGGCUGUGAGCGUGGGCAUCUGUCAGGAGUGGAGGCUGGUUGUUGCUUUGGACACAGCAGGGGGAGCCCACUGAGUGUGGACGCCUGUUGUAACUGGUGCCAGCUGUUACCUCUAGACACUAGGGGGCGCCUGUUGGGUGAGGCCGGCUGUUGUGGGGGGGGGGGGUGCCUAUGGAGGGGUGGAAAUCAGCUAGUGCCUCCCCCAUCCAUCCCCUCAUCCCAACCUCCCCUCUGUAGGCGGGGCCCGUGGGUCUCAUGGUAGCAGCCCCCCACCCUGGGGGAAUGGUGUGCGGAUACACUGUAGCGCCGCUGCUCUGUGGGGGAUUGUAUCCGUGACACCCCCAGUUCCGUGGGGCUGACAGCGACUGUAAUAUGCCUCCUCCCUCACCCCAUGUAUUAAAGGUUGUGUUGUUUCGCGUGA